AUGGAAGAUAACUCCUACUUUGAUGAGGUAGAGAAGCUGCUGGAAAAUAAAAGUAAGAACAAGGAGGAGGAAGAGGAAAAGAAGCAGAAUGGAGUUGUACAAAAUAGUCGCAGGAAAAAGAAAGAAAUAAAGGGAAGGGCAACGAAUGGAAAAUCGGACAACCGCAGUGACAACGAGACGGUGGGGAAGGAUCAAAAGGAGGAAUAUGGAAAUGGAAAUGGAAAUGACGAGGACGAACAUAAUGACAACGAACAGAAUAAUGACAUGGACAGCACGCGAGAUGACGAAUCCGUUGUGAAAAAAAAUUCCCAUAAGAAAGAAUUAAAUGGGGGAAGGAGAAGGGGUAAAGGAGGAAAAAGUGACCCGCAGGGUGGCAAAAAUAAGUCCAGAGCGAAGAGGAGGGGAAGCCAAGGUGGAAGUAGUGGGGAGAGAAGCAGAGGUGGUGGCAGCGAUGUUACUAGUGAAAAUGGCAGCGAAGAAGAAAGCGUAGAUGAAGCCCCGAAUGGUCGUGCCCAUGAGGGGGGGCGUGGCAGCGCUCGCGGCAGUGGUGACAGGCACAAAGAGGCUAAGACGAAGAGGAGUCGCUCCAGGGAAGCAAAUCGGGCCAGCGGUAAUGAUAGAAAGAAAAAAAACAGAGUGAGAGACACACCCAGUGAUAGCAUUGUGGAAAAACGCAAAACGUAUUCAUCGGAGGAGUCUAGUAGUGGGCACAAAGGAAGAAGGAAAAGACAUAAAGAUAGGGAUAGCCCCGUGAAAUCGCCCAGGGAAAUGUCCCAGUCGAAGUCUGGCGAAAGUGAUGACGAGGUUGAGUUGGAAGGUAAGAGACGAAGUAAAAGAAAGAGUGCAACAGAGACAGGAAGAAGGAAAAAAGGUCACGAGAAAAAGGAUCAGAAAAACAGGGCUCGGCAAUGUGACUCAGAGAACGAAGCAGAAACUGACCGAGAGGAGACGAAUGGGGAAGACACCAACAGUGAUGCGGAGAAUAGUGACCAAACGGAGAGUGGCCAAACGGACAGUGACGAAACAAAAAACGACGAUGACAGCGACAGUGGAAAGGAUGCCGGCAGGAGGAAGCGCAGCGGCAAAGUGAAAACUGUCGGCAGGAGGAGUGACAAUAGGGGACGCCAAAAAAAGGCAAAAUCCGAGUGGGAGGACGAGUCAAAUUUGUCCACAGAUUCAGAGCGUGGCGAAAGGGGAAGAAGAGGAAGGGGGAGAGAAAAAGAAAGAGGAGAAGCAGGGGUAAGCGGAAAAGCAAGAGGAAGAGGAAGCGCAGGAGGGAGUGUGAACUCGGACCAGGAGGAAGAGGAAAACAGAGAAAUUAGCGAAAGUCGAGACGAUCGGGAGAAGCAAAGGAGGAGACAUAGAAGGAAGACCCCCAGUAUUGAACGGGUUUCUUCCAGUAAAAGGAAAGCUUCCUAUCGAGAUGACAGCAAUGAUGAGGGUGACGACGCUGAUGAGAUUGGCGACACUGAUAAGGAUGGCGACGAAUCCGAUGGGGAGCGCUCCGGAGGUGAUGACGCAAAAAAGAGAAAGAGAAAAAAAAAGAACGAUAAAGAAAAUGAGAGAAAAAGAGCAGAACGAGAUGCGUCGUCCAGUGGAAGCUCCUCUAGUGGGGAAGAAGACACUCGAAGGAAACGGAAAAGGAGAAAAGCCAGUUCUAGUAUGAGCGGCUCAGAUUCCAGUGAUGGGGAGGAGCGCGACCGCAGGUCAAGAAGCCGAAGAAGGAGGAAACGAGAGAGGCACGAUCUGGAAAGGAGGGAAAGACAUCGUGAUAGGGAGAGGGAGCGUGAAAAGGAAAGGCAACGUGAAAGGGAAAGGGAGCGUGAAAGGGAAAGAGAGUGCGCGUGGGAACAAAUUCGAAAGGAGCGCGAACUCGAGCGAGAACGGCAAAGAGAAAAACUGAGGAAGGAGAAAGAAGAAGCAAGAAUUAGAAGAGAAAAAAGAAGAGAAGAAAAAAGAAUAAAGAAGGAACAAGAGGAAGCUAAGAGAGACGACCUAACUGUUCUGGUACUCAACUUAGACCUAAAGGCAGAUGAAAGAGACAUAUAUGAAUUUUUUUCAGAGGUUGCUGGAAAGGUAAGAGAUAUUCAGUGUAUAAAAGAUCAGAGGUCAGGAAAAUCCAAAGGAGUAGCUUAUGUAGAAUUCUACACACAAGAAGCAGUGGUGAAAGCAUUAUCGGUUAAUGGGUAUAUGUUGAAAAAUAGGCCAAUAAAAGUCCAAUCUUCCCAAGCGGAAAAAAAUCGAGCCGCCAAAGCUGCAAAACAUCAGCCCAUUGAUCCAAAUGAUAUUCCGAUAAAAUUAUAUAUUGGUGGGCUAUUAGGUGCGCUAGGAAAUAUCACGGAACAGGAGUUAAAGCAGCUGUUUAAUCCUUUUGGAGAGAUUCUUGAAGUAGAAAUUCAUCGAGAUCCUUACACAGGGAAAUGCAAAGGGUUUGGAUUCAUUCAGUUCUUUAGAGCAUCUGAGGCCAUUGAAGCUAUGGGGGUUUUAAACGGGAUGGAAAUAGCAGGGAGAGAAUUAAAAGUUAGCUUCGCCCAGGAUUCGAAAUAUAUCCUUGCAUCUGAGAAGGAGGCAAAGGACAAGCUGCUCGCAAAGCUCAUGGCGAAGAAGGCGAAAGCUGAGGAAAAGGUCGAAGAGCCUGACAAUGAGAAAAUUGACAACGAUGAUGAUGACGGAGGUGGGCUCAUUGCUGGAGCCGGAAGUAAAAUUGCCCUCAUGCAGAAGUUGCAGCGGGACACCAUCCUUGACUCGAGGAUAUCGAGCCAGUUCGCCACCGGAGCCAAUACCAUCAUCCAAUCAGCGCCGCUCGGGACUGCCCAACCAAACAUCGUCAACAACAUCACGCCCAACCUGGUUCUCUGCAACAUGUUCUCACCCAAUGACGAAAACAUCGGCUCAGACCCAGACUUCUUCACCGACAUAAUUGAGGACGUUAAGGGGGAGUGCAGCAAGUACGGAAGUGUCACCAAAAUCUGGCUAGAUACAAAAAAUAUCGACGGGAAGAUUUACAUCAAGUAUGCUAACCACGAUGAAUCCUUGAAGGCAUUUCAGUUUCUAAAUGGGAGAUACUUUGGAGGUUCACUCAUAAAUGCUUAUUUUCUGACGGCGGAGAUGUGGGAUUCGAUAUGUCGCUAG
Molecule: messenger RNA, 3132 nt
Organism: Plasmodium inui San Antonio 1
Lineage: Eukaryota; Apicomplexa; Aconoidasida; Haemosporida; Plasmodiidae
Exons: 2
Coding region: 1-3132 (1043 amino acids)
Biological process (GO): mRNA processing
Cellular component (GO): nucleus
Molecular function (GO): RNA binding
Source: RefSeq, a predicted model, not a curated record